CAUGAAAGAGUAGCAAACCUCAUAUCACGUGUUCAAGGGAGGUCUUUUUUGACAAAUCAAAAUUUGGCACUACCAAAUGCAACUCUUAGAAGUCCAUCAAAUUCAUCAGAUGAAAGUUUGUUGAGCCAAAAUAUAUGUGGUUCUCCCAUUGAAUUUCCUUCUGCUCAAGAAAAUAAUAAUAAUAGAAAUUCGAUAAAUAGUAAUAAUAUUCCAAUGAUGUCCCAAAUAGGACAAGAAAAUUAUCAAAUUUUACAUGAUAUUAGGGAGAAAGCAAUAGUUACUGAGGUUAUUAAUGGUGCUAUGGAAGAAAUGAUGCAACUUUUGCCAAUGAAUGAACCAUUUUGGGUUACGACAAGUGAUGGGAGGUGUUUGCUUAAUCGGGAUAAUUAUGAAAGAGUGUUUUCACAUCCAUAUCAUCGACCUUAUAGAUCAUCAACUGCUCAAUUUGAAUCAUCAAAGGAAUCUGGAGUUGUGUCGAUGCCUGCUAUUGAGUUGAUCCAGAACUUUGUUGAUCCGGUCAAAUGGAUGAACAUGUUUCCUUCUAUAGUCCAACAAGCUAGGGGUUUUGAACUUCCUGAUACUGAGCAUUUGGGUGGUUCUAUACAAAUGAUGCAGGAGAAGUUGCAUAUUUUAUCUCCACUUGUGGAAGUUAGAGAUUUUUACUUCAUACGUUGUUGUAGAAGACUUGAUCAAACAACAUGGAUAAUGGUUGAUGUUUCACAUGACAUAUUGAAAGAAUUUCAAAAUGGUGGACCUAUCUAUACUUGGAAAUACCCUUCUGGUUGUGUCAUUCAAGACAUGGGUAAUGGCCAAAGUAUGGUUACUUGGAUCGAACAUGUUCAAAUAGAUGACAAAAAUCAGGUUCAUCGUAUCUUUAGAGACUUGGUGUAUGGUCGUCAAACAUUUGGUGCUAAAAGAUGGAUUGUUGCACUUCAAAGGAUGUCUGAGAGAUGUAAUUUUGCAGUGGCUGCAACUAGUCCUACUAGCCAUGAUCUCAAUAUUGGAGGUUCGGUUUCAUGUCCCUUGUCUUGUUUUCUUAUCAGUAUUGUUAUUAUUUCUCUUCUGCUAAGGUUCGGUUUUAUGUCCCUUGUCUU
Molecule: messenger RNA, 1094 nt
Organism: Capsicum annuum
Lineage: Eukaryota; Viridiplantae; Streptophyta; Magnoliopsida; Solanales; Solanaceae
Product: homeobox-leucine zipper protein HDG8-like
Exons: 4
Molecular function (GO): lipid binding
Source: RefSeq, a predicted model, not a curated record